Molecule: messenger RNA, 1407 nt
Organism: Penicillium atrosanguineum
Lineage: Eukaryota; Fungi; Ascomycota; Eurotiomycetes; Eurotiales; Aspergillaceae
Product: cytochrome P450
Exons: 2
Coding region: 1-1407 (468 amino acids)
Molecular function (GO): iron ion binding; oxidoreductase activity, acting on paired donors, with incorporation or reduction of molecular oxygen, reduced flavin or flavoprotein as one donor, and incorporation of one atom of oxygen; heme binding
Source: RefSeq, a predicted model, not a curated record
AUGUUAAGCCCGACCGUGCUAAUAGUUGCCCUGUUCGCCUUCCUUGUUCUGCGUUACGUGGUGCAGUCGUAUCACCAUUAUGUGCAGGCCAAAUCUCUGCACUGCGAGGCACCCCCAGCUGGUGCUUCGGCCUUCUUCGGCAUUCCGGCAUUCUAUCGCCUCACAAGAGCUGUCAAGGAGAAGCGCUGGAUCGAUUAUCUCUGUGAUCAAUUCGCCAUCAACGGAAAUACUUUCCAGCAGCAGUUCCUGAAUAGGAGGUUGUUGACUACCAUUGAACCGGAGAACGUCAAAGCUAUUCUGGCCACACAAUUCCAGGAUUUCUGUCUCGGUACCCGACAUGAGCAGUUCUAUCCACUGCUCGGAGAUGGCAUCUUCACCUUGGACGGUGCGGGCUGGUCGCAUGCGCGAGGAUUAUUGCGACCGCAAUUCACCAGAGAUCAAGUCGCGGACCUGAGCAUGCUCGACGCCCACAUCAACCACCUGAUCGCACUGAUCCCCAAAGACCGAACCAGCUUCGACAUUCAGCGUCUCUUCUUCCUUCUAACCCUAGACUCAGCCACGCAUUUCCUCUUCGGUGAAUCCGUAGGCUGCAUGCUUCCCCCAUCCGAAACAACCGGCGUCCUCGAGAAAUCCGCCGUCCGCAGCGCCCAAGGUUUCGCCGACGCUUUCACAACCGCACAGGACUACCUCGCCGCCCGGUCGCGUGCGCAGGGUCUCUACUGGCUCGUGAACCCCAAAAAAUUCCGCGAAGCCAACAGCCAAGUCCACGAAGUCGUCGACCACUACGUCAACGUCGCGCUUGAAUCCAAGCGAAACCCUGAUAAGAAACAAGAUGAUCGGUACAUCUUCCUCCAAGCGCUAGCAGCAGAUACCGAUGACCCGAAAAUGCUCCGCGAUAACAUGCUCAACAUUCUCCUCGCCGGCCGCGACACCACAGCCAGCCUUCUCAGCUCAACGUUCUUCUACCUUUCUCGACACCCAGCUGUAUUUACCCGUCUUCGACGCGAAAUCGUCGAAGCAUUCGGUGACAGCAAAACAUCCAUUGAAAUAACACAAACAAAGCUAAAAGACAUCCAAUACCUCCGCUACGUUCUAAACGAAGUCCUCCGCCUCCAACCACCGGUCCCAGUAAACUUCCGCGUCGCCACCAAAGACACCUCCCUCCCCGUCGGAGGCGGCCCAGACAAUCGCUCCCCGGUAUACGUCCGCAAAGGCCAAAUGGUCGCAUACAACGUCUUCGCAAUGCACCGCCGCACCGAUCUAUGGGGUCCCGAUGCGCGCUCUUUCCGCCCCGAGCGCUGGGAGGAGAAUGCGAAGCAUGGAUGGGAGUAUUUGCCAUUUAAUGGAGGUCCGAGGAUUUGUCUUGGUCGUGAGUUUUCCACCAAAGAAAGAGAAAAGGGAGUUUGA